AUGGUUUACCAAGUAAAGUCAAAUAGGAUGCUUGAUCCCUUUCUUGGAAUGAAGUGGGACGAAAGAAUUUUAAAUCCAGCUGGAGAUUUUGCCUAUGUAAUUUCAGGAACAAUAAAGUAUUGGCUGGGACAAAGAAAUCCAAUUACCAAAUACAAAAUCAUUGGGGAGCAGUAUAUGAAAUCUGAAAUUGAAAACAGCCAUGUUAUUACAUUUCAGUUUGUGAGAGGUGACGGUAACAGGAACAACUACCAAGCAAACAUGUAAAAUAUCAAGCCAUUGUUUUGUAACUGUGCCAUGGAACUAAUUCUGGAUUUUUAGUCAUGGCCAAAUCAUUUAACACUUGUAGCAUCUUGUAACUAUCAACUUGUUUAUGUUUGUCAGACUGGAACUUUUUAUGAUUGCCUUGUUGAUGUUUUUGGUUAAGAUUUCAACAGUUAAGUGUAAUGUUAGUGACGCUGGCAUCUGGGCAUCCAUUUGCCAUCUUCCUUCACAAGACGUGCACAGCAAAUCCCAGCUGUACAAUGUUUACAUGGUGAUUUGCAUGUCUUAAUGCUGUGGCCUUGUUUUGAACAGUUACCACAUUCAUAAUUGUUCUUAGCCCUCUCAUAGCCUGCUGCUUCCAAGAACUGAAUCCUGUUUUUCUUCAGAAAGAGCUGUUUAAGUGCAUCAAUUCCUUUGUGAUUUGUGGAUCUGAAAAAGUCUUUAGAAGCUCUAUCCUUUUAUUUUUCCAAACCUUGUUGAGUGUAAUAUGCAAUGUUUUGAUACAGUGACAGGAAUUCAGGAACAUGGCAAUGUAGUGCAUGCAUGUAGGGGGUCACAUCUUUUGCUUGGUACACAUUGAGAAAGAGUCCAAACCACGAUUUGACAUCUCCUUGCAGUUGAAGAAGGUCAUCCUCCGAUGUAAAAUCUAGUUUCAAAUCACCAAUUAACUCCAUAAAUUUUUGCUACAUCACUUGUAUUUCUUUGUUUUGACUGUACCAAGGAAGAAGCGUAGGAAUGUUAAUAUUCUGAAACAGUUUCAAUUUUUCUGGUCCAGUAAGAUCUCUAUAUUCCAGCUUUUUACUCUCUUUAUUGAUUCUAAAAUUAAAAGAGAUUCCAAUGCUUUUGACGAAUUCCUCAUAACUUGCCAUGUGUUUAUACUUAUCUCUUGGGAAGCCGUCAGAACUUUCGGAAAGUUUUCUUUUUUUCGAUAGCAUCACUUCCUCUCAACUCUCUUAUGAGCAGGUCAAUUAAAACAUCUGAGAUCCUCAGGAAAAGAUGUAAUGUAUCUAUAAUAACAUGA
Porites evermanni is the source of this 1282-nucleotide messenger RNA. NCBI's taxonomy places the organism in Eukaryota, Metazoa, Cnidaria, Anthozoa, Scleractinia, Poritidae. The record is from the annotation of a GenBank genome assembly.